Molecule: messenger RNA, 3942 nt
Organism: Brachypodium distachyon (stiff brome)
Lineage: Eukaryota; Viridiplantae; Streptophyta; Magnoliopsida; Poales; Poaceae
Product: ABC transporter B family member 14
Exons: 10
Coding region: 16-3816 (1266 amino acids)
Biological process (GO): transmembrane transport
Cellular component (GO): membrane
Molecular function (GO): ABC-type transporter activity; ATP binding; ATP hydrolysis activity
Source: RefSeq, a predicted model, not a curated record
CCGCUCACAAAUACAAUGCCAUUCAUACAAGAGAAUGACUACCCUGUCGAAUCAAGUAAACUUGACAGUGCAGAAGGCGAGAAAAACAUGUCACCGCCGGCACCACCAACGCCAGAAACAGUGGUCAAGAAGGACGAGCCGUUCCCAUUCUUUGGCCUGUUUUGCUACGCUGAUGCACUAGAUUGGCUGUUCAUGAUGUUGGGGACCAUGGGAUCCUUUGUGCAUGGCAUGUCGCCUUCAAUGUCAUAUUACAUACUUGGGAAAUGUGUCGACGCAUUCGGCAACAACAUAGGAGAUCAGGAUGCCAUAGUCCACGGACUUUCAAAGUUGAUUCCAUAUAUGUGGUUCUUGGCACUUAUUACACUCCCCGCUGGAAUGAUUGAAAUUUCAUGUUGGAUGUAUACAAGUCAGAGACAAAUGACACGCAUGCAGAUGGCAUAUCUGAGAUCAGUGCUCAGUCAAAAUGUCGGGGCUUUUGACACUGACUUAACAACCGCGAACAUCAUGGCUGGAGCAACCAACCACAUGAGUGUCAUAAAAGAUGCAAUUGGCGAGAAGAUGGGUCACUUCAUCUCCAAUUUCUCCACAUUCUUAGUCGCUAUAAUUGUUGCUUUCGUGUGCUCCUGGGAGGUGGGUAUGAUGUCAUUCUUAGUUGUUCCGAUGCUCCUCGUGAUUGGAGCAACAUAUGCCAAAAUGAUGAAUGGCAUGUCAAUGAGAAGGAUAGCUUUGGUCUCUGAAGCAACCUCAGUUGUAGAACAGAAUCUUUCACAUAUCAAGACUGUCUUCUCAUUUGUUGGAGAAAACUCGGCAAUGAGAUCAUUCACCAAAUGCAUGGACAAGCAAUACAAGCUAAGCAAGAAAGAGGCAAUCACAAAAGGACUAGGUUUGGGCAUGUUACAGAUUGCAACUUUCUGUUCGUACUCGUUGACAAUCUAUAUUGGAGCAGUGGCAGUAACUGGAAGAAGACCUAAAAAAGCGGGUGAAACAAUUGCCGCCGUCAUUAAUAUCCUCUCCGCUGCGAUAUAUAUCUCGAACGCAGCGCCAGAUCUUCAGGCCUUCAGCCAAGCAAAAGCUGCUGGUAAAGAAGUAUUUAAGGUUAUCAAAAGAAAACCGGUGAUAAGUUAUGAAUCAGGUGGAAUAAUCUCAGAGCAAGUCAUUGGAGAGAUUGAAAUAAGAGAGGUGGAUUUCACAUAUCCAUCGCGUGAAGACAAGCCAAUUCUUCAAGGUUUCUCUUUAGCUAUACAGGCAGGAGAAAUCGUGGCUCUUGUGGGGAGCAGUGGAUGCGGGAAGAGCACUGUGAUCUCUCUUGUUCAAAGGUUCUACGAUCCUACAUCAGGUGACAUCAUUAUUGACGGCCAAAACAUUAAGGAGCUUGAUCUGAAGUUCCUGAGGAGGAAUAUAGGUUCAGUCUCCCAAGAACCGGCACUAUUUUCUGGUACUAUCAUGGAUAACUUGAGAAUUGGCAAAAUGGAUGCAACUGAUGAAGAGAUAAUUGAAGCAGCAAAAACAGCUAAUGUUCACUCUUUCAUAUCCAAACUUCCAAAUCAAUACUCAACUGAGGUAGGAGAAAGAGGACUGCAGCUAUCAGGAGGUCAGAAACAGAGGAUAGCGAUUGCAAGGGCUAUACUAAAAGAUCCUCCUAUUCUUCUUCUUGAUGAAGCCACAAGUGCACUUGAUUCAGAAUCUGAGAAGUUAGUUCAGGAUGCUCUUGACAGAGCUAUGCGAGGAAGGACUGUUAUCUUGAUUGCCCACAGAAUGUCAACAAUCAUAAAUGCAGACAAGAUUGUAGUUGUGGAGAAUGGAGGAGUAGCUCAAUCUGGGACGCAUGAAGAAUUGCUCAAGAAAAGUACAUUCUACUCGAGUGUAUGCAAUAUGCAAAAUCUAGAAAAGAAAUCUGGCAAGAGUGAAGAAAGAUUUACUGAUCAUGGCGAAGCAGAUCAAGAAACUGGAACAUACAAAGAACAAUCUUUUGCUGCACAUGAACAAGAGAAGAAACCAAAACCGACCUCAGAGCAACCAAAGCAAGGGACCAGAAAGAGAAUGUCUGCUUUCAACAGGAUAUUUCUUGGAACUUUGAAACUGGCGCCAGCAAAGGUUCUGCUGGGCUCCACAGCAGCAGCAGUCUCUGGGAUCUCGAGGCCUUUAUUUGCUUUCUACAUCAUAACAGUUGGCAUGACAUACCUCGAUCCAGAUGCAAAGAGAAAAGUCACGAAGUACUCGAUAACAUUGUUCCUGGUCGGGAUAUCAACAUUUUUCAGUAACAUCUUCCAGCACUAUAUAUAUGGCCUGGUCGGAGAAAGGGCAAUGAAUAACCUACGGGAGGCCCUCUUUACAGCUGUACUUCGAAAUGAAAUGGGUUGGUUCGAAAAACCCAAGAACAGUGUCGGCUUCCUGACCUCACGUGUUGUUAGCGACACCUCCAUGAUUAAAACAAUUAUAUCUGAACGAAUGGCUAUCAUUGUUCAAUGCAUCUCCUCAAUUCUGAUAGCAACAGGGUUAAGCACAGGAGUGAACUGGAGGAUGGGUCUAGUUUCAUGGGCUAUGAUGCCUUGUCACUUCAUUGCUGGCCUGGUACAGGUCAGGUCAGCUAAAGGUUUUGCCACUGACACCUCUAAGUCUCACCGGAAGCUCAUCUCACUAACUUCUGAGGCUGUUAGCAACAUUCGCACGGUGGCUUCUUUUGUUCAGGAAGAGGAAAUACUCAGGAAAGCAGAUUUGGCACUGCAAGAACCAAUGCGGAUAAGCAGGAUCGAGAGUGUCAAGUAUGGCGUGGUACAGGGGAUUUCCCUCUGUUUGUGGCAUAUGACACAUGCUAUUGCAUUGAGUUUUACCAUUGUGCUACUUGACAAGAGACUAGCAUCAUUUGAAGACAGUGUACGAUCAUACCAAGCAUUUGCAAUGACAAUAUCUUCCAUCACAGAGCUAUGGUCCUUGAUCCCUAUGGUCAUGUCAGCCAUUACAAUAUUGGAUCCUGCACUCGACAUUCUUGAUAGAGAAACGCAGAUUGUGCCAGAUGAACCAAAAGUGACUUGUGAAGACAGAAUUGUAGGUAACGUUGAGUUCAAAGAUGUCAUUUUCAGCUAUCCCUCAAGACCAGAAGUGAUCAUACUAGAUGGCUUCAGUCUAGCUAUUGAGUCAGGUCAAAGGGUUGCAUUGGUCGGGCCAAGUGGUUCAGGAAAAUCCACAGUGUUGGCUCUUCUGCUAAGAUUCUACGAUCCUUGCAACGGACAAGUGCUUGUGGACGGUAAGGACAUCAGAACCUACAAUCUGAAGUGCCUGAGGAAGCAGAUAGGACUAGUUCAGCAAGAGCCAAUCUUGUUCAACAUGUCUAUAAGAGAAAACAUCAGCUACGGAAAUGAAGGUGCAUCCGAAACAGAAAUAGUGGAGGCUGCAAUGGAGGCAAACAUCCAUGAGUUCAUCAGCAGCCUAUCAAAAGGGUAUGACACCAUAGUAGGGGACAAAGGAAGCCAACUUUCCGGAGGCCAAAAGCAGAGGAUAGCUGUGGCAAGAACCAUACUGAAGAAGCCUGUCAUACUGUUGCUAGAUGAGGCGACAAGCGCUCUGGAUGGUGAAUCCGAGAGGGUGGUGAUGAACACCCUGGGUGCCAAGGGGUGGAAAAACAAAGGUGAGCUCUCAAGCAAGAUCACAAGCAUCACUAUUGCCCACAGGCUAUCCACAGUCACAAACACAGAUGUGAUCGUCGUGAUGGACAAAGGUGAGGUGGUAGAGACGGGCAGCCACGCAACAUUGGUCUCAGAAAGCAAUGGCAUUUACUCAAGAAUGUAUCAUAUGCAAAUCAAAGGGGCGAAAGACUGAUUUCAUGGUCGCUCUUUUUCUAAGGUGGCAUCAUGUUCAAGCAUUUGAUGUCACUUGAAAACAAAUGUAACGACAAAGUUUGACAGUCUUAGCUUGUGCUGAAUAAGUUGUCUGUUACCUUACAAA